Molecule: messenger RNA, 5443 nt
Organism: Physella acuta
Lineage: Eukaryota; Metazoa; Mollusca; Gastropoda; Physidae
Product: frizzled-5-like
Biological process (GO): non-canonical Wnt signaling pathway; canonical Wnt signaling pathway
Cellular component (GO): plasma membrane
Molecular function (GO): Wnt-protein binding; Wnt receptor activity
Source: RefSeq, a predicted model, not a curated record
UGUGACAACAAGUGUGUGCGAUCGUGGUGUGUUCGUCCUCAUUGAUUCACGUGGCAGGUGCUGUAGAGUAGAGCUGUAUUGUUCUAGGAUCGUGUUGUUUGUGUGUUGGUGCUAGUGUGUAACAUGCAUAUACAGCAGCACGUGUGAGAAAUUAAAUGUACGGGUUGAAUAGAUUUCUUCAAGCUAUUCAGAUCCACCCAGUACAACUCAACAUUUGCGAUAACUUGAAACCCCUGAAUAACCCAGGCCCCUGCAGGCUCUGUCUUUAGUGACGUCCAGAUCCCUGCAAACCCUGUCAACUCUGUGACGUCCAGAAACCUGCAGACACUGUCUUCAGUGACGUCCAGAUCCCUGCAAGCCCUGUCAACUGUGACGUCCAGACACCUGCAGACACUGUCUUCAGUGACGUCGGGACCACUUCAGCCACAGUCACCUGUAUGACAAUCAAACCUGUGCAGGAACUACCAUAUUUGUGACGUCCGGAACCCUGAAGGAACUUCACCUGUAUGACGUCCUAUUCCCUGCAGGCUCUACACCUGUGUGACGUCCUGUAGCCACCACACACGUCUGUGUCCCCACACUGCGGAACACAUCCCCGUCAACGACCAGUGAGACAGUUUUUUUUUCCACCUGUCCGUCUGCUCCUAGUCAGUCAGAUAAUUUCCAUUGGAUAGAGAAAGCAACUACCAAGUAUAUGGUAAGAGGAAGCGCCUAAAAUGAAGCGGUGAAAUUCUCCGAGGUUUUCGGACUAAUCCCUGGCACCUUGUUGGCGUCUCACCUUUAGGUUCUAGACAGGUGUAGCCCAGCAAGAUGAGAUACAAACACGGCACCAGUCGCCCCUCGCAGGACACGUAGCGCCACCCCCUGAUUCCCUGAUGUGUUCGGUUCGAGUCUUUAGUUGGAUGGUCUCUGAGUAUUGAGACGCCUUGUGUAUACUCACGUUGUUUAGCGGAGUCUUGAAUUCUGGAGUUUGUACGUGAAACUCAGCUACGUCACAGCUAUCAUCGCUACGUCAUAGCUAUCAUCGCAAAGGAAAGGUCAAUAUAGGAACGUUAUAGAAACGUCACAGCGUGCUUUGUAACGUUUAUGUCACAACUAUAUCAUCUCUGUUACAUCACAUCGUAACAGCUGCAUCACAACCACAUUCGUCACUGUUAGCAUCGUCACAAAUAAAUCACACAUGACGGAUAACCUGCAUGUAAAAGAAAUAAAAAUGUCCACCCAUUUCCUCUCCGGGCUCAACUCUUUCCUCUUCCUCACAUCUAUUUUCAUCGUGAGCCUCCAGCUGGCCCAGACGGCUGGCAGCGACAACCGGAAGUGCCAGGAGAUCACGAUCCCCAUGUGUAAAGGCAUCGGGUACAACAUGACGUACAUGCCGAACCAGUUCAACCACGACACGCAGGAGGAGUCUGGACUGGAGGUGCACCAGUUCUGGCCCCUGGUGGAGAUCCAGUGCUCCCCCGACCUCAAGUUCUUCCUGUGCAGCAUGUACGCGCCCAUCUGUAUGGAGAACUACAAGAAGCAUCUGCCGGCCUGCAGGUCUGUCUGCGAGCGGGCUAGGGACGGGUGCUCGCCCCUGAUGAAGCAGUACGGGUUCAACUGGCCGGACCGAAUGAAGUGCGAGGACCUGCCCGAGUACGGCGACAAGGAGGUCCUGUGUAUGGACGCCAACACCACGGACCGGAAUACGGCCAUGCCGGCCCACAACAAGCCCACCCCGCCCACCAACAAGCCCUCAGACCGCGACAAGAGACCCCCGCCCUACCCACCCAAGCCCAGCAACGGUCCCAGACCCCUGCCGGUGGAUGAGCUCCACUCGACCUCCCCGGCCAAGGAGUGCACGCGCGUGUGUGAGAAGCCUCUGAUGAUGAUCAGUGAGUCGUCUAGCAGCUACUUCAACAAACUCCGUACGGGCGGUGUCGUGAACUGUGCCAUCAACUGCUACGGCCCUUACUUCUCCGAGCACGAGAAGACCUUUACCACCUUUUGGGUGGGGCUGUGGUCCAUCCUGUGCUGCAUCAGCACCUCCAUGACGGUGUCCACCUUCUUCGUGGACAUGAAGCGGUUCAAGUACCCCGAGCGGCCCAUCAUCUUCCUCAGCGCGUGCUACUUCAUGGUCAGCGUCGGCUACAUCAUCCGGCUUAUCGUGGGCCACGAGAAUGUCGCCUGCGAGAACGGGAUUAUCCGGUACGAGACAACAGGACCAGCUGUAUGCACUGUGGUGUUUCUGUUGGUGUAUUUCUUCGGGAUGGCGUCGUCGAUUUGGUGGGUGAUUUUAUCCUUCACCUGGUUUUUGGCGGCGGGGUUGAAAUGGGGUCAGGAAGCCAUCGCUAGUUAUUCCCAGUAUUUCCAUUUAGCUGCCUGGCUGAUCCCCAGUGUUAAAAGCAUAGCUGUGUUGGCUAUGUCUUCUGUUGACGGCGACCCCAUCGCUGGGAUCUGUUACGUUGGGAACCAGAGUUUGGACAACUUGCGCGGGUUCGUGUUGGCUCCUCUAUUCGUCUACCUCAUCAUCGGCGCGUCUUUUCUCCUAGCCGGAUUCGUUUCACUUUUCCGGAUUCGUAAAGUGAUAAAACAACAGGGCCGCGGCAAAACGGACAAACUUGAGCGGCUGAUGAUCCGGAUAGGGGUCUUCACGGUUCUGUACACGGUGCCGGCUUCCAUCGUCAUCGCCUGCUACUUCUACGAGCAGCAGAUGAGAGAGAGGUGGGAGGCGACCCGGACUCACACGUGCUACGACCAGCCCGCCGAGCCUAACUACACCGUCUUCAUGCUGAAGUAUUUCAUGUGUCUGGUCAUCGGCACCACUUCCGGUUUCUGGAUCUGGUCCGGCAAGACCGUGGACUCGUGGCGGAAGCUGUUCUACGGCAAGCUCUGCAACAAGAGCAACUACCACAACCGGAAGUACACGAACACAAACUACCAGCCGGCCAAGCCACACCCACUUAGUCAUGUGUGACAUUUCUCUCAACGCUGAUUGGUCAAGUUAAAAUGGUAUUUAAAAAUAAAACGUUCCCUUUUUUUUAAGAAAAAAAAAUGGGUUUUACUGCAUUAUAAAGUGAACUCAUUACUAUAAGGUGCUUUUUUGUGUGUUUACAUUUCUUGGUAUGGAAACAUCUAUCCCACUCUGACCUCUAACCUCUGACGUCACUGGACUCGCAUUUCUCAAGAAGCCGCGGCGUUGUUUACGACACGUGACACGCUGGUCCUACUCACGCAGACGUCAGGUCAAGUGGCGAGCGUCACCAGCAGACGACGACAUAAUGCACUUGCACCCUCUCAGGAAUUAUAUUUUCACCACGCAUGACCAGCCCCUAGAAAGCCCACGGACUUAAGCGCAGAAAGCCCACUUUUUAGGAUUCUCAAAUGUAAUUGCUUACAUUAAAUAUUAAUUCUCAGCAAGCAUUUCGCGAAUUCUCGCAGCAACUUUCACGGCGGGAAUUACUUCUAAAUGUGUAUAUACAGAUUAAUAAGAUUAUUUUUAAAUCCUCACUCUAGAAUUCCAUAGAUUCUACAACAAUGGCACCCUUUUCUUCUAGUCCUAACAGCGCAGCGUUUAGCUACCUGCCAGAAAUUCUGUAAAAUUUAACAGACGAUCAAGUCAUGAAUGAAGAAUACCUACCGCUUGAAGCAUUGGACACAUGCUUGGAAGCAUAUCAACAUCACCAGCAGCAUUCGUCUAUGUGGAGUACAUAUGCUGCGAUUCAACAGGUUGCCCUUUUGGAAUUGACCUUUUUGAAAUGAGUAUUAGGUCAGUUGUUCCACAACGACCCAGCUUACCCGGGGCACCUACGUACGACCCCAGUUUACCCGGGUCCCCUACGUACGACCCCAUUUUACCCGGGUCACCUACGUAGAAUCCCAGUUUACCCGGGUCGCCUACAUAGGACCCCAGUCUACCCUGGAUCCUACGAAGACUUGUUUCAUCAUUAGGGGAAAAAAAACUACCGUCAUCAUAUUCUAAGGCUGUGCAUUAUCCCCCUAUGAUAAUUCAUGCAUUUACUAAACAAAAAUUCCGAUAACUUACAAAUUACAACGUCAUAAAAAGUCAUGUUAUUUCAAUUUGGGAGAUUAAACGGAAAUGUGUUUGAUAUUAGGGAUAGUUACUUGACUGAUUGAGUAUGUAUUUGAUGAUUAUGAAUGAAAAAAAAAGAAAGAAAAGUGUGAAUGCCCUUUCUAAAAUAACAGAGUGAAUGCCCUUUGUUUGAGGCAGCAGAGUGAAUGCCCUUGACUGUGUGAAGGAAGUCAAAAAUAAGUUAUUUACAAAUGUUUUCGCUUGUAUUCGAAUAUUUUGUAAAUAAAAACUUUUCCCUCUUAAAUAAAAAACUUUGAAACUAAUUAGGCAAGUUAAGGCAUGGGUAAAGAACCGGGUAAUCAUCUUAAUUAUCAUAAUUACUUCUUCGUUAUAAAAUGUUAAUAUAUAAAUUUAUAUUGUUAUCAUUGUAAAUUAUCAUCAGUAUCAUCUCACGUAUCAUCAAGAUGUCUAUAUCAUCACUGCAUGUUAUCAGUGUCCAUGUUUUGAUGACCAUUGGUCAGUUGUUUGAUUAUUUGUUUGUUUGUUUGUUUAUUGUUUUAAUUUUUUUAUUUCAACUAAACCAAAAACAAAUUGACAACAAAUGGUAUUGCGAAAACUAUAACAAAGCUGUUUGAAUGAAACAGCUUUGUUCAGUGAUAAAUAUUUCUUCCAAAAAACGACUUAAGUCUGUGAUCUCCACAUAAAUAUUUAGCAACAACAAAGCUUGUUUUAGUUCCCAAGUUCUACUCAACACUUGUUUAGUCAUUUUAAUUUUUUUUUAAACUCAACUUAUUUCAAAAGCUAAAACUCCCAUGUGAAAAACUAUGAUUAAGUGAAUUGUUUAUAUUAAAUUAAGGCUAUUGUUUUAUAUUUAUUUUUUAAAAAUAAUAUUAACUUAAUUAAGUUUGAAAAAAAAAUGUGUUUGUAAACAUGAAACAAGCAGCACUUCUAUGUGACUUAGUAUCAUCAGCAUUAAGUCAAUUUAUAUGACUUGGUCUCUGUCAUAAGUCAUUUUAUGUAACUAUCUCUUUGACAUGAUGUCAAUUAAUUUGAUUUUAUGUCUGCGGCAGUAAGUCAAUUUCUUUGACUUAUUGUAUUUGGCAUCAAGUCUAAUUGUUUGAUUUUAUGUUUUUGUCAUUAUUUCCGUUGAUGUGACUUCAUUUAUUUGGCAUGAAGUCAUAUUGUAUGACUUUAUGUCACCAAUAAUUCAAAGCCUUGUUAUUCUCAAUUUUGUUGUCAAAUGUGAGAAAAUGGUCCGAUGGCUCACCAUACUGUUUGAAAAUAUUGUCAAAUGUGAGAAAAUGGUCCGAUGGCUCACCAUACUGUUUGAAAAUAUUGUCUGAUUGUAAAUACUUGUAUAGUUCUACCAGAUGUUCUUAUGUGUCUGAGGUAUGAUGAGAAACGAUUAAUUAAAUUUAUGGUAACACAACA